This is a messenger RNA of Dinoponera quadriceps, 1937 nucleotides long. RefSeq lists its product as uncharacterized. The record is from RefSeq and is a predicted model, not a curated record. The coding region runs from base 257 to 1768 and encodes 503 amino acids. Gene Ontology annotation, cellular component: extrinsic component of mitochondrial inner membrane. The transcript has 2 exons. Lineage: Eukaryota; Metazoa; Arthropoda; Insecta; Hymenoptera; Formicidae.
ACGGUUGAGACGUCUGACUUGUCGUGCAGAGGGAAAAUUGACGAAACGUUAAAUCGCAUAUCUCGAGAAAGCAUUGAAAUCAAGAUUUUGGUGACGAGUGACGUACAUCGUCAAAUAAUUGUGUGUCUUUUUUCAAUAUAGCGUUUGUUACGUUGUAUAUAUAAAAAAUAUAGUGCUUAUAUUAAUUAAUUAAUUAAAAAUUAAGUAAAAGAUCGUCGUUUUUGAAGAGUGAAGAUUUCAACGAGCUUUUCUGACAAUGGGUCGCAGGAAAAAGAACUCGAGAAAAAACUCGAGCUUCGCUCACAAAACGUGCGAGAGUGAAUUGUCGCAAAAAUCAAAUUCCGUUGGAAAAGAGGCCACAGAACAGAAAGGAGAGAACCAUCCUGUGCUCGAGAGCACGAUCGACGUUUACGCACGUUUGAAAUUGCCACUCGUGCUGCCGAUGCACUCUCCGAUGCAUCAUCGAUUGUCGGACGACAGCGACGAAGAGGACACGCUCGAGCUGAACUUCUGGCCCCGCUUCGUUUUCGCGUCGAACUUGUGUCUUAUCUGCAUGGAGCGGUCACGGGAAACCUGCGAAUUUUGCGGCAUGGUCUCCUAUUGCAGCGACGAGCACAAGAAGCAAGGCUGGCCGCGGCAUCGUGACUUGUGCGAAGUUCUGACCGAGGUCUGCGCCAUCGGAGGCGGCUUGUCGUUGAUGACGGAACUUACCCCGGACGAUUACCGCAUUUACCGGUUGAAACUGAUCGAAAUCGUGGAAUGCCGCUUGGGUAGGCCCCUUGAACUCUGGGAGAAAGAGGUCAUUCUCUAUCCGCGUGUGUGUCGUAGCUGUCGUCACUUCUCCAAAGCGCUACUAUACUGUCCAGAUUGCGAAAUCGAGUUAUACUGCCGUGGUCACGAAGACGGACACGAGCAGUGGUGUCGAGAAUUUCAGGUUUUUCGCAGAGUGUUGCUCAUGCAGCACGAGAACGGCCACGUGGACCCUGAGAUACCGGAUACUUUUCAAAAGGAUCCACUUUGUCUCCCGGAUGAUUUCGACUCGUUGAUGGCGCGACUUUACGAUUGUUUGCCUUAUUAUCGCGAUAUGGAUUGCUACACGUACUGUAAUCUUUCGCACAUAUCGACUAUUCCGCUGACCGCUCUGUAUUCCAUGCAAAUUUCGUGUCAGAACUGGGGAAUCGUCGAUACUUUCGUGGUCCAUGUGAUAGGCGCGGAAUUUCAGUUCGAAUGUAUAAAUUUGCACGUAUGGGAAAAGUUCUUCCUGCAUUUAAUUCCAAAUUUGAAGCGUCUCAGAUUGAUGUUCAUCGGACCGGAAUUGAGACUGCCGACGGUUCCGUUGAAACUGUUAACCGCUGUAAAAAUCUGCUCGGCCUGUAAAACAUCCGAUCGUCACGUAAACGUCUCGUUUCAUCCUGGUAAAUUCUAUCACGAUUUCUGUCGUUCAAAACAGUUCAUAAAACCGGAUCUCGUGUGUCUUUUUAACCCGGGUCUUUAUCGGGAAACUGGUUUUGAAGGUAGAGACACGUGGCCGGAUACGAUAAGGGAAUUCUGCAAAACGAGUGUUCCUAUUUGUGUGACGUCUUACACGAAGCAUGAAAUUCCUCGAGAAAUGAUGAGGAUAAAAUCGAUCGCCGAUACGGAAACGAUUCUGAAGCCGCGGAGAAAUCCAUACGCAUCGAUUAAACCCGACAGGAACUUCGUUAGCGACGAUACAGCGCCACUAAUUUAUAAAAAUUAUUAUCUCGCUAUUGUAAGGGGAAAAUUGUAAAAACAUUAGGAUGAAUUUGUGAUGAAUUUUCUGGAAUUUAUUUCGCAUUUUGUUUCACACGAAUGUUUUCAUUGAAUAUUUACGAAGAAAUGUAUUUGUAUAAUGUACAAUUUUAUUUUUUAACGUUGCUUCAGUUUUAUAUAUGUAUUCGCGAAAUUUGUAAAAAAAA